Messenger RNA from Morus notabilis, 2445 nucleotides. RefSeq lists its product as uncharacterized. The record is from RefSeq and is a predicted model, not a curated record. The transcript has a single exon. The coding region runs from base 179 to 2017 and encodes 612 amino acids. Lineage: Eukaryota; Viridiplantae; Streptophyta; Magnoliopsida; Rosales; Moraceae.
ACAAGAAAGAAAAGACCAAAAAUCAUAUCGUUAUUUUCUCCUGUAACCAAAACUUAUUUUGAUUUCUUUACUUAAAGAACCAAACUUUCUGUCUUGUUUUCUGGUGAAGUUUUUGAUCUUUUCUUCAUCACCAUCCCCCCCCUUUUUUUUCCCUUCUUUUUUGGGUUCAAUCUUGAAGAUGAAGGAGAAAGGAGCAAACUGGCCCUCACCAAGUUUUUUGCUCCAAUGUCGUUUUGGGCUGCUCACGGCUCUUGUUGUCGUCGGAAUGUUUGCCGUUUGGAGCAUCGACGGCUGUACGGUGAAUGACUUUAUUGAAGCUUGGAGGUCUCGCCAAGAUUUCCUCAUCGCAAAGGUCAGUUCCAACAGCCAAGCUAAUCUCACCCAAAUCCAUGGCGGUUUAGGUUUUAUGAACUCUUCAACCAUUGUUAUUAACCAAACCCAGAAAGAAACAAACUUGACACAGUUCAGUUCUCACUUCAAUUCCGAAACUCCACUAAAUCUCACAAGGUAUGAACCACUUUUGAGUCAGAAUUCAACUUAUUUAUCCACAAAAACAGAACAAAACACAAGUUUUAUCAGCUGGGUUUCGGCUGAUUUGGAGCCCAACGUGACGACCAAUCUCCUCUCGCGGUGGCUUUCUCCCGGAGGCCAGCCUUGCAAGGACUCAAAAACGGCGGAGAUUUCAAUUCCUGGUUUGGACAACAAUGAGGGUUUGGUACAGUUACCCGCGGGUGAAAUUCACGAGUUUGGUUUCCAAGCCUUGGACGAGAGUAGGAACCCCCGUUGCUUAGGUGGGGACUAUUUUGAAACUGAUCUUUCUGGUGGUUCAUGGAAAUCUAGGCCUUUAGUUAAGGAUUUUGGAAAUGGGUCUUAUUCUGUUUCACUCCAAGUUCACCCAGAUUUUGUGGGCACUUAUCAUUUAACCAUAAUUCUCUUGUUUAGGCACUUUCAGGGUCUUAAGUUUUCGCCUUCGAGAUUCGCCUUUGAUCGAGAACUGCGAAAGAUUCGGAUUAAGUUCUAUAGAAAAGAGUCUUCUGCUGAAUUGCCUGUGCUGCAAUUUUGCAAAGAGAGUGAUUUUGGUAGGGACAUUUGGUCCGGAAGGUGGACUAGACAUGGCAAGAAUGAUGAUUGUAAGAUUAGCAAUGACGGCCGAUACCGGUGCCUUGCCACGGAUUUUCCGUGCCGGAAUCCAUGGUGUAGUGGCUCAUUGGGGUCAUUGGAGAGUAAUGGUUGGGUUUACUCAGCACAUUGCUCGUUCAGAUUGUUUUCAGCUGAUUCCGCUUGGAAUUGCUUGAAGAAUAGGUGGAUUUUCUUUUGGGGUGACUCGAACCAUGUUGACACGAUUAGGAACAUUCUCAAUUUCGUGUUGGAUCUGCCUGAAGUGCGCACAGUUCCUAGACGAUUCGAUAUGAACUUUUCGAACCCGAAGGACCCUUCGCAGAGUGUUCGAAUCACGAGCAUUUUCAAUGGGCAUUGGAACGAGACGCAGAACUACCAAGGGUUGAAUUCUUUGAAAGAUGAAGGGUUUAGGAACUUGGUGAAGAAGUACUUCUCAGAGGAAAGAGUUCCAGACACUGUGAUCAUGAAUUCGGGUUUGCACGACGGGAUUUUUUGGCCCACCAUAAGGGCAUUCUCUAAAGGGGCAAACUUUGCAGCCUCAUUUUGGGCAGAAAUCUUGGAGUCAAUAAGGGCAAGGGGACUAAAAGCGCCAAAAGUCUUCUACAGAACCACAAUAGCCACCGGUGGUUAUGCAAGAGCUUUGGCCUUUAACCCCAGCAAAAUGGAGGCUUUCAAUUGGGUGUUGUUGGAGAAGUUGAGGGAAGCUUGGGUUGUGUCCGGUGUGAUCGACAACUUUGACAUGACGUUCCCGUGGCACUUCGAUAACCGUUGCAAUGACGGGGUUCACUAUGGGCGUGCUCCGGCUAAGAUGAAGUGGAGGGAUGGACAAAUUGGGCACCAAUAUUUUGUGGACCUGAUGUUGGCUCAUGUUCUUUUGAAUGCUCUCUGUGUAAGCUAGAGAGAGAAAGUUCUUCAAGUAUAUUUUUGCAAUCUUCCUUGAGGAAGAGUGGCUUUAUGGGGCAAUGCUUGAAAAGGCAUGGUGUUAGGGAGAGUUUGAGGCAGCUUUUCUACUUGGGGGGAAAGCAUAUAUAGAUAUAACUAUAGAUAUACAUGAUGAGAUAGUAGUAUGUUCCCCUAUGUAAUAUUGAUUCAUUUUGUGCAUUUAGGAAAAGAGAUUGGCAUUCUUUAUUUGUUGUAAGUAUUGAUUUUUACUACUUAUUAUGGUCUUAUAGAUUCAUGCAUAUCCCACGUUUGUGGAUUAUAUGACAAGUUCUUCGAUUUGCAAUUUGCAAGAAGAGGAAGAAUAUGCUUAAUAUUUGAUGUUCGGCUCUUUCUCUGGUUUCCUUUCUCCAACUUUAUAUACCCCAAGUUUAGUCUAUUGUAUUU